This is a messenger RNA of Cokeromyces recurvatus, 216 nucleotides long. RefSeq lists its product as uncharacterized. The record is from RefSeq and is a predicted model, not a curated record. Gene Ontology annotation, molecular function: nucleic acid binding. NCBI's taxonomy places the organism in Eukaryota, Fungi, Mucoromycota, Mucoromycetes, Mucorales, Mucoraceae. The transcript has a single exon. The annotation marks the transcript as partial.
CCACCUUAUUCUCCUUUUUUGAAUCCAAUCGAAGAGUUUUGGUCCAAGCUGAAGACUGUUGUAAAUAACGAUCCCUCUUCUGUCAGGCAGAAUGAAAAAAUCUCUGAUUGUAUUCGCAACGUAUCAUUUUACAGCAGCAGAGAAGACUACGAGAAUUGGAGAAAGCAUUCUUUGACGUUCUGGCAAAGAUGCUUGAAUUGUGAAAAAAGAUUAUAA